This is a messenger RNA of Bradysia coprophila, 1048 nucleotides long. Its product is annotated as trypsin-5-like. NCBI's taxonomy places the organism in Eukaryota, Metazoa, Arthropoda, Insecta, Diptera, Sciaridae. The record is from RefSeq and is a predicted model, not a curated record.
UCUUUUUUUAUGCACAAACAUUCUGCAUUACACCGCAAUGUGCACACGUCGCAUUAAAAUUAGUUCCAAAUAGCUUCAAAAAGUAAUCGGACGGAAUUAUUUCCUUUUUAUAAUUUGUCUUUUUUAAUGUAAAUGUUUGUUCGGUUGGUGAAAAUGUUCAAAUAUAUUGGUUUUGCGAUUUUGUUCGUGUUCUUACCAAAUAUUAGUUUCGUUCAUUCUCUUGUGGAAGGGAAUAAAACUCUGAUCAAAAACCACCCAUGGCAAGCGUCUGUUAUUAUUCGAGACACAGCAUGGAUAUUUUGGUGGCGGGAGCAUAAAUGUGGUGGAACAAUAAUAGGAAGAAAGUGGAUUCUCUCCGCAGCGCACUGCUUUGAUGAAAAUUCCACAGACAGUAUUUAUGAAGUGCGAGUGGGCUCAUCAAUGGCCUCGUGGUGGGGACAUGUAUAUUCCAUCAGUAGUGUCACACUCCACGGCAAUCGGCCUUCAAGUGACAUUGCCAUUAUCGAGCUUGCCGACAAUAUGGCUUUUGACGAUACAGUAAAGGAGAUCAGGAUGGCCGCCACUGAUUUCACAUUAACUGGUUUUGAAACUUUGAUAUCCUCUGGUUUUGGACGAGCAUGCUUUCUGUGUGAAUUCACCGAAGACUUAAUGGAAGUAAGAUUGGACUACAUCAGCUGGAAAGAUUGCAGAGCCACAUUCGGCCGUGUAACAAGCAAGAACAUUUGUGGCAUGGACAAAGAUAAGAAAUCGACAGUUUGCAGGACUGACUCCGGUGGUCCUGUUUCGAUCGUAGACUCAAACAACGAACACAUCUUAGUUGGUUUGGUGCGAGGAGGCCACGACUGUGUUGCAGCCGAUCCAGUGGUUUUCACUUACAUACCAGAAUACAGGGACUGGAUUCAGAAUAUAACCGGAAUUUAAAUGUUUAAUUUGGUGAAUUCUAGGCCAAUUUGCUGUGUGAAAAUGAAAAUGAAAUGAAUUCUGAUGACAAUCAGAUUAUAUUAAAUUGACACAUGAAAUGAUGAAUAAAUCUAAGUGUCAAGCUGAA